This is a messenger RNA of Sclerotinia sclerotiorum 1980 UF-70, 2487 nucleotides long. RefSeq lists its product as hypothetical. The transcript has 10 exons. Bases 1 to 2487 code for a protein of 828 amino acids. Gene Ontology annotation, molecular function: RNA binding; protein binding. Lineage: Eukaryota; Fungi; Ascomycota; Leotiomycetes; Helotiales; Sclerotiniaceae. The record is from RefSeq and is a predicted model, not a curated record.
AUGGCUCGCAGUUACAACACCCAGGGCAAGGCUAUCAGUAUUCGGGUCAACCAAUUCAAAAUCCUCGAUGCUCCGAGAACAGAUAUCUACCAGUACGAUGUAUUGAUCGGUAAGGGUGAUGCGAAGCCGGGACUAGUCAAGAAAGUCUGGCAAUCUGCAGCUGUUCAGAAAGAAUUGGCAAAGCAUGGCGAGAUGUGGCUCUGGGAUGGUAACAAGAUUGCUUGGUGCUCGAGACCAUUGGCUCGUGGUGAAGUUCGCAUUGCUAUUGAUCUCGAUAUCGAGAAUGGUAAACCAGGUGGUGACCCUGACAGAAUGAUUUACUGCCAUAUCAAGCAGACAACCAUCAUUAGAAUGGCUUCUUUGCGCGCCUAUCUCAAUAAGCAAUGUGAUUUCGAUAACACCGUUCUAUGCGCUAUCAACUUCCUUGACCACAUGAUUCGUCAAUGGCCCAGUGAGAGAUACACAGUUCAAAAGCGCAGCUUCUUUGCUCGCGGACAAAAUCGUUCCCCUUUGGAUAUCACUAUUGAAGCCAUGAAGGGCGUUUACCAAUCAAUCCGCCUUUGCAACCAUGUCACUGAGGGUAGUGCUAUUCGUGGUCUUGCAGUCAAUGUUGAUGUUGCAAAUGGCACAUUCUGGACUUCACAAGAUGUGAUGCAGGCUGCUCGUAACUUGUGCAGUGCUAAAAAUAGAGCUCUGAACUAUGACGUCUUUCGCAAGGACCUCAUGCCACGUCAGUCCAACAGAGAGGGUGGUAGACUUGAGAAGUCUGCAGAAUUCUUGACUCUCGAAAAGAUGAAGAAAUUGAAGUUUCAUCUCAAACAUCAUGGCAAGGAACAAGAUACAAAGGUUUAUACCAUCAAGAAGUUUACUUUUUCUCACGACCCCAAGUAUGCCAACACGGGUGUCAACGCAAAAAAUUACUUUUUUGCCCAAAAGGACACAGGCAAGCAGAUGUCUGUGUAUGACUACUUUAAGACCAAGUACAACAUCCUUCUGAAGUUUUGGUGGGCCCCCUUGAUCGAAACAGAAAGAGCCGGCUUCUUCCCGAUGGAGGUUUGUACAUUAAUACCAAAUCAAAAGUACCAGUACAAGCUUGACCCGAGCCAAACUGCAUCAAUGAUCAAGUUUGCCGUUACCAGGCCCAAGGUCCGAAUACAGUCUAUUGGGCACGGCCUAGGUAUGUUGAAAUGGCAAGAAGACCCGUAUCUCGCCCAUUUUGGUUGCAAAAUCGAUCAAAAUAUGACCAUGUGCGCGCCUGAAGUAGAUAAAGUUGCUGUGGGCGUUCAAGAUGCUCGCAAGGCUGCUGGUCAACAAAGCAAGCAAACACCCCAAAUCCUUUUCUUCAUUAUGCCAGAUCGAAAUUCGUUCCUGUACGAACGUUUGAAGAAGAAUAACGAAUGUCGUUUCGGUAUGAUGUCGCAAAUGAUGAAUAUUGCCCAUGUUCUCAAAGCGCAACCUCAGUACUGCUCAAACGUUUGCAUGAAAGUCAAUGCCAAGUUGGGCGGAACAACUUGCAAAGUUGCUGAUGUGAAGCCACUAAAGCCAUUUUUUCCGCGACCAACCAUGGUCAUUGGUGCAGAUGUCUCCCACGCCUCACCAGGCUCACCACAAUCAUCUAUGGCUUGCUUGACAAUGUCAAUGGACUCAACUGCUUGUAGAUAUGCUGCUGCAGUUCAGACAAAUGGCAACCGUGUCGAAAUGAUUUCGAAGGACAACAUCAACUCCAUGUUCAUUCCUUUGUUCAAACAAUGGAUGGCGAAGGUUGGCAAGGGAUCGGGACCUCAACACAUUUAUUACUUUAGAGACGGUGUUUCUGAAGGUCAAUUUGAACAUGUGAUCAACCAAGAGAUCAAAGACAUGAAGGCUGCUCUGGAGAACGCAUUUGGCCAGCUUGCUACAACUAUUCGUUGGACAGUUACUGUGUGCACUAAGCGUCACCAUCUAAGAUUCUUUCCAAAAGAUAAUGAUAUGGCAUCUAGUGAUAAGAAUGGGAACGCACUUCCGGGAACUUUAGUGGAGCGUGAUAUUACUCAUCCAUUUGAGUAUGACUUUUACUUGUGCUCACACUCUGCCAUUCAGGGUACUGCUCGUCCUGUUCACUACCAAGUCAUUAUGGAUGAAGCCCAGGUCCCAGUCAAUGAUUUCCAAAGAAUGGUAUACCAACAUUGUUACCAGUACAUGCGCUCUACCACCCCAGUCUCCCUAUAUCCUGCCGUUUACUAUGCACACUUGGCUUCUAACCGUGCUCGUGCACAUGAGGCUCAAGGUUAUAGUUCAGGACCUCGUGGUGGGGAAAAAUUCCUGGAGAAACAAGCCGCUGCAGCAGCUGACAGAAUCGCUGGCCGCGCACCCCCAGAAUCCAGUCAAACGGGUUCAAGCAACUUAGUUGAGAACGUGCCACUGCUUCCUUUAGGAACUUUAAAUGAUCAAGACAAGGUUUACGGCAACGACCUCGCGAAGAUUCGCACCGGUAUGUGGUACAUUUAA